Chaetomium fimeti is the source of this 1669-nucleotide messenger RNA. RefSeq lists its product as uncharacterized. The coding region runs from base 119 to 1504 and encodes 461 amino acids. NCBI's taxonomy places the organism in Eukaryota, Fungi, Ascomycota, Sordariomycetes, Sordariales, Chaetomiaceae. The record is from RefSeq and is a predicted model, not a curated record. The transcript is spliced from 2 exons.
CUCCAACAGAGAGUCAAGCGCUCCGAGUCGUCGUCCGUCUCCUCACGACUCGAUUCCACUCAGUCACACAGCCGGGGCCGCACUCGUCGGCGAAGUCAAUUCUGCGUAUCACCUCAGGAUGUCGGCGCCCGCAAAGAAGGCAGGCCCGAUUCAGGUUCCUAAACAACAGCGCGAACGCUUUGUGGUGCAAUCAACAUUACUUCGCUUGAUCGACCCUGUUCGAGGGCAACCGACGAGAACAUUCCUCGACGACAACCCAGAUGGCGACACUUCAGGGGGCCAGCGGCUCAAACAGAAGUUCGUUGCCUCAUUUGCUCUUAUCUGUUCAACUUCCGGAUCGGGAGCGGAAACAGCCUCGGCCGUCUGCUUGGAACAACAUGUCCCGUCCGGAGCUGUCCUGCGUGUAGCCCGUAACCGCGGCUUGUCGCGGGAGGACCUGGCCGGCCUUCAAAAGGUACUGCAAAUACUCCAAGAAAUCGCUCGAAAGGAAAAGCCAUGCUUGCAAGGGGAGUCCGAAGUUCUCAGCCUGGUAGCCGAACUCGACAGAGGCCGAAUUUUGCCAAUGGCACUGAAGAUUGAGAAGCAACGGAUCGGCGAUGUUGUACGAGAGGCGCACUCCAGGCUUCUUGCCGGUAAAGUGAAGCUAGAGCCAACGGCGGCAACGUCCGAGCUGACACUUUGGCUGGCGAGUUGCCCUUUCAAGGCCGAACGUGUGCAAGCCUGGGGUCCUGGGACCAUUGCCACCCUCAUUAACUGGGCAGCACAGGCGAGGUGGGACUAUCCUCGGGAGCUAAGAGUACUCUUCGGGCUUGUGGACACAAAAAUGCCGCCUUGGCUGGACAGCCUGCACAAGAUCGCCCGCUAUAAAGCCGCCGUCAAGUCCAUGGUAAAGCUUGCGGCGAAGCAGCCCGAAGUCUUGGCAGGUAUUCACGUUCAAGAGGUCAAGGCUCCGAGUUCGCUUAAAUUCUUUGUCUCCAAAGAGAAAGCACACCUUCUGACAACUGUCGAGAGCCUCGUUGACAAAGGUGCCGCAGGGAUGACCAUGGAGCUGUUGAAAAAGCACUUGGGCACAGAGGAUGUUGAAGGCCUGCUGCGCAAAGCAUGCCACCAGGAACUGACCCUACACGCCGAAAUGCAACUCGUCGUCUUUUACGAAGAGAACCCGAGCUUGGUUCCCCAGAUGAAGUUCAUGGGAACGAGCAAGAAGGCCUGCUUUGACUGCCACGAGUAUCUGCUCCGUCAUCCACUCGGACUACAGGUAGAGGCUUGUCACCAGAAGAUAUACUCGUCAUGGAUGCCGCCGCCGUACUACACAGAAGUCCGUGGAGUAUACAACAAAAACACCCCAUUUUGGCGACUCAGCAAAAGAAUUGAGGAGUUGUUAAAGCGGGAGCUCAAGGUCGCCCUGACGGCUCCCCGGCGGCCCAAGACACAAGAUUCGACUGCAGGCCCCUCCUUGACCAGAACGGCAACGGCACCGACGGAAUGGGUACCUAGUUCCUAGGUACUAGGUUAGAGUGCGCGCGCAGCGCUUGACGAUCAAGGUCGCGGGACAUAGAAUGCAAUGACUUCCAUGUUACUGGUGCACGUCGGACCUUUUCACAGGCUGCAUGCAGCCUUGACCUUAUUCGUCCGUUUACUGCAGACGCGGGCCAACAGCAGUGCAGAG